This is a messenger RNA of Mustela lutreola (European mink), 4498 nucleotides long. It is a transcript of the gene TMEM186, whose product is annotated as transmembrane protein 186. Lineage: Eukaryota; Metazoa; Chordata; Mammalia; Carnivora; Mustelidae. The transcript has 3 exons. The record is from RefSeq and is a predicted model, not a curated record. Gene Ontology annotation, cellular component: mitochondrion. The coding region runs from base 2688 to 3356 and encodes 222 amino acids.
AGGUGGUGUGGUGGGAACCGCGGGAGGUGGUUUGCUUUUCGGGGCCGUGGUGAGGGUUCGGCAGGCAGGCAGGUUCCUGGAGUUCUGAUUCGGAGAAUCCGCGGUGGCGGUGAACCUCCGGCGUAGGUUAAGGCUUGCUGGGCCGCACUUUCCUGCGCUCCGAUGGUGUGGGCGACAGGGUCGCUCUCUGAAAUUCACUGGGCUCUGUCCCCGCGCGUCCGAUCCUCGGGGGCACCAAGUGCGUUCGAGGUCUUUGAAGCCAUUGUCUCAUUUGGCUUGUCGUGAAUCCCCUUUGUGAAAGGCGAAGGAACCGAGGCCCAGGGAAAUGGAGGAACUUGCCCGAGGGGCCACAGCUAGUGUGUGUAGAAGCCGAGGUCGGAACCCAGAUCGGGCCCCCAAGCCAGGACCAUCUUUCCCGGCUCUCCUCGAGGUGUACAGCCGCGCACUUGAUAAAACCCUUGGGCUGCGGGUUGGCGCCUCCCUCCCUGCCCAAACUGGGCUCAGAAAACAGCGCUUCCCCUUCAGGACCGAAGAUGAUGCUUUAACCUGACAGAGAAUCAGGAGGUUGUUAGAAUUAUGGCAGGGAUUUGUUACUCUUUAGGACAUUGGUUCCUGCUGGGGAAAGUGUUCCCACGGCCUUAUGCAUUCGGUGCCCAGCCCAGAGUUGGCUGUCCCUGGGUACUUGUUGAAUGAAUGAAGGCUCUGCCACCUUUCUUGUACCUCUUCGGACUGCCCGAAGGAAAGAGGGCCAGUUUGAGAGUCAGACGAUGCCCCACUCACUGGCUGUGUGUCUUUGGGCACAUUUCUUUCCUUCUCUGUGUUUAGUUUCCUCAGUGGUAAAGUACAGGGGACCCUUGAACAAUUCGGGUUUGAACUGUGUCCAUCCACUUUUGUGUUGAUUGUUGAAAAUAAAUACAUUGGAAAAAUUUUAGGAGGUGUGCCGUAAUUCAGAAAACCUGGCAAAUGAACCGCGUAGCCUGGAAAUAGGGAAAAAAUAAAAACGGUAUGUCACUAAUGCCUAAAAUACAGGGAGAUACUAGUUUAUUUUAUUUACUACCAUAGUAUACACAAGUUUGUUCUAGAAAGUUUAUCCGAAUGCGCACAGAACCUUGGAGAACUGUACAUGUACAUAGUUGAGAGAAACAGAAACAUGAAGAUGCAGUGUUAACUCCUAACUGCGUAAAAUUAACCGCAGUGCAUGCUGUACUACUGUAAUCAUUCUGCGGCCACCCCCUGCUGCUGUUUCGGUGAGCUCAGGUUUAGUAUGUGCUUCGCGUGGCGUGUGCUGCCCUCAUCUCCGUGUUAGCACUUCGUGGCUAGUAAAUCUCAAAUGGCAGUACAAAGUGGUCCCCUGGUUCUCGCGUAUUUUUCGUCGUGUUUGGUGCCAUGUCGUAAACCUUGAAUAACACCAGGGAACCCACACGAAAUGCCACUAGUGGUUCUGGAAAUGCUCCCAAGAAGCAGAGGAAAAUCAUGACAUGGCAAGAAAAGGUUGAAUUGCUCGAUACGUACUGUAGAUUAAAGUCGGCAGCCGCGGUUGCCUGUCAUUUCAAGAUGAAAUGAGUCCAGCGUGAGGACCAUUGUUAAAAAAGAAAAGGAAAUCCACUAAGCCGUUGCAGCAGCUGCACCAGCAGGGGCAAAGACUUUGCACUUUUUGCUAAAUACUUUUUUAUCUCGUAUUGAAAAUGCAGCUUUUAUGUGGGUGCAGGAUUGCUAUGAGAAAGGCAUCCCUAUAGGUUCUAAUACGAUCCGAGAAAAAGCAAAGUCGUUACACGACAACCUGAAGCAAAAGGAAGACGAAGGAACUAAAGCUGGAGAAUUUAAUGCCAGCAAAGGAUAGUUUGAUAAUUUUAGAAAGAGGUUUGGCUUAAAAAAUGUCAAGAUGGCAGGAGAAGGAGCUUCUGCCGACCCAGAGGUCAUUGAUAAGUUCCCACGUCAAGAGCUCCUAGACUGCGCCAGAGGAGUUGACCAAAGGCGCCUCUGUGGGGAUGAGAGCUUCUGGACCAGUGCCACAUAAGGAAGACGUAGAAGAAGCAGGGCCAGAAAACAAGUUGACGUUAGACAGCCUGGCAGAAGGUUUUCGAUUAUUCAAGACGGGCUUUGACUUCUUUUACGACAUGGACCCUUUGUGAUUCGGGCACUGAGACUCAAGCAGGUGAUGGAAGAGGGCUUGGUGCCAGACAGAAAUAUCUUUAGAGAAAUGAAAGAGUGAAAAAGUCAGACAGAAAUUACGAUGUAUUUCCCUAAAGUUAGGCCAAGUGUGCCUGCCUCGCCUGCAUGCCCUUCCGCCGCCUCCACCUGUCCCCCCCCCCACCCCCGCACCCCUGAGACCGCCAGACCAGCCCCGGGGCCUCCUCGUCCUCAGCCUACUCAGCAGGAAGGUGACAAGGAUGAAGAUCUUCCCGCCGACCCGCUUCCGUGUAAUAAAUAGUGAAGAGUCAUUGUGGUGUACGGUUAAACUUCCCUGUUGUGUGUGUGAGCGAGUGUCUUCAUGUGGAAAUCCUGUAACUGUACAGCAAGAACUGUAGGGGACGCUUUGUGCCAUCAUCCUCUGCCUGGGCGUUCACCCUGUAGAACAUGUGCAGGAGGCCUUUGGAAGUGAGUAGCCUGUCCUUAGAGGCUGUCAGCCUUUUUUGUAGAUACAUAGAUACUAUCUACUGUGUUUUGUGUCCUCCAAGACAGUGUUGAUGAGGCUACUGACAGUUCAUUUUGGAAACAAGGCCGCCCUCCUCCGAGCCGUGCCACGGUUGGCAGGCGCAGCUGCCUGGAGAAGGCCUGCAUGUGGGCUGUGGUGCCGCACCGGGCAGGAUCCUGGGAGGUGGAUGGGGAGCGGGACCCCCACCCCGAAGGAGAAGCCUGCAGGCAUGGACGCAGAGCAGUUCCAGAUGGUCUACCGGUUCGAUGCUAUCCGAGUCUUCAAGUACCUGUCCCGGCUGAAGGUGACGCAGACGGCGCUGACGCUGCUGGCCCUGCCGCCUGGCUUCUAUGGGUACUCGCACGGCCUCGUGACUCUCGGCAACUUGUGCCUGGCGGGUGGGGUAGCCGGCUUCGCCCUGGCCAUGCUUUUCUGGAUGAGCCACUUCUUCCGGAGGCUGGUGGGCAUCCUGUAUGUGAACGAGGCGGGCACUGUGCUGCGCGUAGCCCACCUGACCUUCUGGGGCCGGCGGCAGGACACGGACUGGCCUGUGGCCGAUGUGAUCCCCCUGACGGAGAGCGAGGACCGGCCCCAGGAGCUGUUCGUGCGCAUCCAGCAAUACGGCGGGAAGCAGACCUUCUACCUCAGCCUGCGCUACGGACGCGUCCUGGACAGAGAGCGUUUCAUGCAGGUGUUUGGGAUGCUGGACACCCUCAAGUGAGCUGGGAGCCGGGCCUCCGGGUGGCCCUGGGCCGCCCGGAUCUCCAGCAGGAAGGCCGAGGGUGUGGGUGAGGCCACAGAGCGGAAUCAGGCCGCUGGAGACCUUGCCAGGGUCUCCAAACCCUUGUCUUUUGGGAUGAGGAAAUGAUGAGGCAGUAGCUAGUGACUGGGUUUAGGAAAGAGGUCCUUAGUACAAAUUCUUACUGUAUUUGUAUGCGACAUUCAGCCAGAUGAUGGCCAGAAGUUUCUGUUAACUGCCAGUUCUUGGAUGAAGCUACGUCGAGUUCACUCAAGUGAUGCCGUGCUGAGAAAUCGGAAGGUGGGGAGGUGCGCGGUGGGGAGCCCAGGAUUCGGAGUGAGAAUGCUCAGGUGUUGUCCGUUCUCAACUCCCGGUCCUACGGCAGGUUAUCAAGUCUCGCUGAACCUUGGUUGUCACAUCCGUGAAAGGGAAAAUCCUGCUUGUCACAUGGGACGGGUAUGAGACUAAAGAGUAAAUGUCCAGGUCACUGCAGAGGUCAGGGUGUGCUGUGAGGCUUCCAGGCAGUCAGGAGGGAUGUCCUGAGCCCUGUGCCUGGCCCCCUCAGGGGCUUACCCCGAGAAAGGACUGGGAAGAAGCCUAGAUAGAGGGGGGUCAUUUGACCCCGCCGGGAUGGUGACCGCACAGUGACCAGGACAGGUGUCGGCCCGGUGAGCACAGCACUCCUGCUGAGAUUGUGUUUGCCACCAAGACGUCUGCGGGUCCUCCUGUGGGAAUGCCCUGCGAUGUGAUAAAGUGAGAUGAACUGUAUUCUGGUACCUUAUUUUAUAAACCGAAGCUGAUUAAAUGCACUGCCCUUCCCUGCAGUCAGUGCUACAUGUCUGUUACACAGUCGGUAACAGUACAGAGGAGGGAAGGCGUGAUCUCUCUUAUUCUGCCUCUCAGAAGUCAGUAACUGCAUGUUUCGAUGUGCGGACUUCUAGCCUUUUUUAUUGUAAAAUAUACAGUAUGUAAAUUUAUCCUUUUACCAUUUUCUAGUGAACAGUUUAGUGAUACUAACCAUGUCUACAGCGUUGUACAACCACCGCCUCUGUCCAUUCCAGAACUUUUUUGUCAUCCCAGGGAGAAACUCUAUUCCCAUUAAACAUGACUCCCCAUUCCCCCUC